Messenger RNA from Pichia kudriavzevii, 1029 nucleotides. RefSeq lists its product as uncharacterized. Gene Ontology annotation, cellular component: cytoplasm. Bases 1 to 1029 code for a protein of 342 amino acids. Gene Ontology annotation, biological process: tricarboxylic acid cycle; carboxylic acid metabolic process. Lineage: Eukaryota; Fungi; Ascomycota; Pichiomycetes; Pichiales; Pichiaceae. The record is from RefSeq and is a predicted model, not a curated record. The transcript has a single exon. Gene Ontology annotation, molecular function: L-malate dehydrogenase (NAD+) activity.
AUGUCCAAUGUUAAAGUAGCCCUACUAGGUGCCGCUGGUGGUAUCGGCCAACCACUUGCUCUAUUACUUAAGCUUAAUCCAAACAUAACCCAUUUGGCACUCUAUGACGUUGUGCAUGUUCCUGGAGUGGCUGCAGACCUACACCAUAUAGACACAGAUGUAGUGAUUACCCACCAUUUGAAAGAUGAAGACGGUACGGCCUUGGCAAACGCCCUCAAGGACGCUACGUUUGUUAUUGUCCCCGCCGGUGUUCCGAGAAAGCCCGGCAUGACUAGAGGUGAUUUGUUCACAAUUAAUGCCGGUAUAUGUGCCGAAUUGGCUAAUGCUAUUAGUUUGAACGCUCCUAAUGCAUUCACCCUUGUCAUUACCAAUCCGGUCAACUCGACCGUUCCUAUAUUUAAGGAAAUAUUUGCUAAAAAUGAAGCCUUCAAUCCAAGGAGACUGUUUGGUGUAACUGCUCUAGAUCAUGUUAGAUCAAAUACUUUUCUCUCGGAAUUAAUUGACGGUAAAAAUCCCCAACAUUUUGAUGUCACUGUUGUUGGCGGACACUCUGGUAACUCAAUUGUCCCCCUAUUCUCCCUUGUUAAGGCUGCCGAAAAUUUAGACGAUGAAAUUAUAGAUGCCUUGAUUCAUAGAGUUCAAUACGGUGGAGAUGAAGUAGUGGAAGCAAAGAGCGGUGCGGGCUCGGCAACUCUUUCAAUGGCUUAUGCCGCUAACAAGUUCUUCAAUAUAUUGCUUAAUGGAUACUUGGGUUUGAAGAAGACAAUGAUUUCAAGUUAUGUCUUUCUAGACGAUUCAAUCAACGGCGUCCCUCAAUUAAAGGAAAAUUUGUCUAAACUUUUGAAAGGUUCCGAGGUUGAGUUACCAACUUAUUUGGCUGUUCCAAUGACCUAUGGUAAAGAAGGUAUUGAACAAGUCUUUUACGAUUGGGUGUUUGAAAUGUCACCAAAGGAAAAGGAAAACUUCAUUACAGCGAUUGAAUACAUUGAUCAAAAUAUUGAAAAAGGUCUGAAUUUUAUGGUACGUUAA